This is a messenger RNA of Ilyonectria robusta, 1548 nucleotides long. RefSeq names its product general substrate transporter. The record is from RefSeq and is a predicted model, not a curated record. Gene Ontology annotation, molecular function: myo-inositol:proton symporter activity. The transcript has 5 exons. Gene Ontology annotation, cellular component: membrane. The coding region runs from base 1 to 1548 and encodes 515 amino acids. Gene Ontology annotation, biological process: transmembrane transport. Lineage: Eukaryota; Fungi; Ascomycota; Sordariomycetes; Hypocreales; Nectriaceae.
AUGGGCAAGUCCUCCGAGAGCUGCGAACAUGUCGAGCAGUACUCCGCCGGUGAUUUUGAUGAUUCCAUCGAGGAGACCAAGCCCUCGCGCGCCGUCUGGCUCAUCACCUUUACUGUCGCCAUGGGCGGUUUCCUGUUUGGUUAUGAUACCGGUGUCAUCUCCGCCGUCUUGGUCACCAUUGGCGACGAUCUCGGCCACGAAUUGUCUUCUCACGAGCAGGAGCUCGUCACAUCCUUGACGUCUGGAGGCGCCCUCAUCGGUGCCCUAAUUGCCGGUCUGCCCGCCGACAAGUUUGGCCGAAAGCUGGGAAUCUACAUCGGCUGCUUCCUCUUCCUCGUCGGAUCCAUCAUCCAGGCUGCAUCCUUUACCGUUGUCCAAAUGUCGGUUGGUCGCUUCGUCGUCGGUCUGGGUGUCGGUUCCGCUGCCAUGAUCAUUCCUCUCUAUAUCGGUGAACUUGCUCCUGCGAAAUACCGAGGCCGCAUGAUUGCCUUUGACAAUCUCAGCGUCACUUUCGGCCAGCUUAUUUCCUACGCCUUCGGCGCCGCCUUGACCGAUGCUGCUCACGGCUGGAGAAUCAUGGUUGCCAUCGGCGGCAUCCCUCCCAUCAUCCUCGCAUGCCUCCUCCCCAAGUGCCCCGAGUCGCCCCGACAGCUCAUUGCCCACGGCAAGGUCGAAGAGGCCCGCAAGGUCAUUGCCCAGGUCUACUCCAGCGCCACCGAGGAGCAGCUCAAGUCAAAGAUGGACCGUCUCGUCUGGACCGUCGAGGUCGAAUCGCAAGUCGUUGCAGACAAAUCUCUCUGGUGGCAGUUCAAGCAGCUCCACUGCGUACCCUCCAACCUUCGCGCCCUCAUUGUGGCAUGCGCUGUUAUGGCUAUCUCCCAGCUCGGUGGUUUCAAUACUCUCAUGUACUACUCUGCUACCCUCUUUGGCCUUGUCGGCUUCAACAAGCCUACCGCGGUCGCCGUCGUCGUCGGCGCUACCAACUUCUGCUUCAGUUUCGUUAACCUUGUUCUCGUUGACAAGCUGGGACGCCGUAUCAUUCUCCUCGUCACCGUCGCCGGCAUGGCUCUGAGCUUGACCGUUGCCGCUGUUGCUUUCCACUACAUUCCCAUUUCUAAAGACCUUGUCCUCGAGUCCACAUCCGUCAACUGGGCCGGAAUCCUGGUUCUCGUCACCAUCAUCGUUUACGUCGCCUGCUUCGCUACCGGUGUUGCCACCAUUGCCUGGAUUGGAACCGAGCUCCUCCCCCUCGAGGUUCGUGCCCUGGGAACCAUGAUGAACACCGUCACCUGCUGGGGCUGCAACAUCAUCAUUGCCUCUACUUUCUUGUCCAUGAUGAAGGGCAUGACCCCCAGUGGUGCUUUCGGCUUUUAUGCAGCCAUCUGUGGUGCCGGUUUCACCUUCGUUCUCUUCCUCUUCCCUGAAGCCAACGGUCUUCCUCUGGAGGAUGUCCGACAGGUCUUUGAGCAUGGUUUCGAUGUUAAACUAGCUGCUCGCAUGCAGAAGGAGCUGAAGGCCAAGUACAAGGCAGCCGAGAACAAGGCUUAA